Solanum dulcamara is the source of this 1587-nucleotide messenger RNA. Its product is annotated as chaperone protein dnaJ C76, chloroplastic. The transcript is spliced from 4 exons. The record is from RefSeq and is a predicted model, not a curated record. Bases 99 to 1475 code for a protein of 458 amino acids. Lineage: Eukaryota; Viridiplantae; Streptophyta; Magnoliopsida; Solanales; Solanaceae.
CUUGUGAUGUGAAAUAUGCAAAUAUCUUCCACAAAAAAAUAUCUGUCCCAAGUUAAAAGGAAGAAGGCCUUUACUCUUGUUGACCACAUCUUGGGAAAAUGCAUUCUUCUACUCUGCCCAUACAAACCAUUUCCACGAAAAGCAUAAACAAAUUUCCAAAUCCAAGAGCUCCAUGGAAAUCCCAUAACAAAGAUAUUUGUAAUAAUUCUGUCAUAUGCAGAGCUCAUACUUCUUCAAUCACUGAUUUUGACCUCUAUGAUCUUCUUGGAGUUGAGAGUUCAUCUAACCAGGCACAGAUUAAGCUGGCCUAUAGGAAUCUUCAGAAGCGAUGCCACCCGGAUAUUGCCGGACCAUCCGGUCAUGACAUGGCUAUCAUACUCAAUGAAGCUUAUGCUCUUCUUUCUGAUCCUAUUGCACGUAUGGCUUAUGAUAAGGAAGUGACAAAAAUAGAAGAUUUAAGGGGGUACACAGGAAAACCUUUGUAUUCGGCAUGGUGUGGUGAAGAGAAUGAAGAAAGAGCUGUGUUUGUUGAUGAAGUAAAGUGUGUAGGCUGCUUAAAAUGUGCAUUGUUGGCUGAAAAGACAUUUGCUGUUGAAUGUGUGUAUGGAAGAGCCAGAGUUGUUGCUCAAUGGGCUGAUACAGAAGCCAAAAUUCAAGAAGCUAUAGAUGCAUGUCCAGUUGAUUGCAUCUCAGUUGUUGAGAGGUCGAAUUUGGCUGCACUUGAAUUCCUAAUGGCCAAGAAGCCACGAGGCAAUGUUAGCAUUGGUGCUGGCAAUACAGUUGGUGCUCGCACCUCCAAUAUAUUUGAUGAUCUAGACAAAUUCCAGAGCAGAUAUCAAGAUGCCUUCAACAAAGAUUUCAAAAACAAUCCUAAGGCUUUAGAAGAGGCACGAAUGGCAGCAUUUCAAGCAAUCCGAGCAAUGUCAAAUUGGUUCUACUGGCAGUCACCAAUUGGAGGAGCUGCAGAAGCCGUCCAAACUUUGGUACCAGUUAGGAGAAGGCUAAUUGAACCCGAUGUUAAGAAGCUCAGACAUGCUGUAGAAGCUAUGAAACAAGUCAAAAAAGAAACAACUAAUCAAAGGAGCAACGAUGAGUAUUGGUCUCCAUCAACUCCUACACUUCCGGCAGCAACAGACACUAGUUUGACAGUAGAUGAAGUUUCCUCUCCCAAACUACCGGCGGAAUUCUAUGAUGAAACUUUCUCACCUAAGGAGAAACAUCAAGACAGUCCCUGGCUCCGGGGAGUGCCAUUAACAACAGCAACAGCAGCAGCAAUUAUAGUUUGGAUAAAACUUGGGGAAGAAGCGACAGUUAGACUCAACAAUCAUAUUGGUGGUUCUCUCGCAUUAGACAUUGUCAACAGCUCAUGGCUCAAGGUCAUUCUGGCAGGUGUUACAUGGUAUAUGAUUGGUAUGGCUCUAGUGGAACUCACGGGGUCUCUUCAUAGUUUGUUUAGCAAGGACAGAACAUUAUGAAAAAAUUCAUUCUGGAAGAAAAGCGUGUAACUGGAAGGCAUAUAAAUCUUGUACCAUAAAUGUAAAGUUAUUAUAUGGUCUAAUCAAUUUUUAAAGUUAUUGUAUGGUCUAA